CUUCACUGCUUGCUAAUCCGCAGCUUCCACUUCCUUAAUAAUUUGGAGGCGGUGGAAUUCUACUCCACUGCAACCACGGUUGUUCGCAAUAUACUCUAGACCCUAUUAAGCCAUAUACUUCGGCGCCUAUUAGCCCCGCGUGCCGCGACUUGACCCACCUCCGCACACCUUCACCACUUCACCAGUUCACCCACAGUUACCCACUGUUCACUUUCACCUUCACCUUCACCACCGCCAUUACCCCUUUGGGACAAAAUGCCACUCCGCAUACGUCUCCGCGCACCCAACGGCGUCCACACCCUCUCCUUGGACGACAACGCCGCAGUCUCCGACCUCCUCUCCUCCAUCUCCGACACAACCGCCCUCCCCCUCUUCGAGCUAAAGUGGGGUUUCCCACCCCAACCCCUCGACCCCUCCCUCUACGGCAUGUCGACGCUCCUCAAAGACACAGACCUCCAGCUGAACGGCGCACAAAUCAUCGUUGUGGGUAAAGAAACGGGGGACACGACAGUCCCGCAACUAUCAUCAACAUCAACAUCUACACCUCCCUCUUCGCAAAGCAGCCGACAAGCCGUCUCGUCGCCGUCAGCCCCCUUAUCCCUCACCCGCAAACCAGCCCUCCCCGAAUCGGACACGCCCGAAAUCCCCGUCCCAACCCACCACGGCACCCUCGUUCUGCGCGUCAUGCCCGACGACAACAGCUGCAUGUUCCGGGCGCUCGGCACAGCCGUCCUCUCCUCCUCACUAGACGCCAUGACAGAGCUGCGCUCUCUCGUUGCACAAGCCAUCCACGCCGACCCAGACAUGUACAACGAGGCCGUCCUGCAGCGCGAACCGGACGAAUACUGUCGCUGGAUCCAGAACCAGGAUAGCUGGGGCGGGGGAAUCGAGCUCGCGAUCCUCAGCCAGGAAUUUGACAUUGAAAUCUGCAGUAUCAAUGUGCAGGAUUUGCGCGUCGAUCGGUUCAACGAAGGCCGUCCGAAACGCUGCUUUCUCGUUUACUCGGGCAUUCAUUACGAUACUAUUGCCUUUGUGCCUGAUGGAACGGGAUCUACGCUCAAUACCGACAAUGAUGUCAAACUCUUUGAUAGCCGGGACGAUAUUCUGCUGGAGAAGGCGAGGGAGUUGUGCGCCGAGUUGCAAAAGAAGCAUUACUUCACCGACACGCAGCAUUUUGGGCUAAGAUGCAAUGUGUGCGGGUGGACGGGCAACGGGGAGAAAGAGGCGGUUGCUCAUGCGGAGAAAACGGGGCAUAGCGAUUUUGGAGAGGCGGCGUAAUUGGAGGGAGGUGUUGUAGUUCGUCCGACAGUGUACAUAUAUAUAUAUAUAUCGCAGCGCUUUUAUCGAGUGUUGGUCUGUUUAUGAUAUUGAGGAGGAGAGAUAUACCCUGAAUUCAUCCAUCUUCUUUCUGUUGCUCCUUGAUCUCUCCCAUAAUGCGUAUCGGAUUUCCAUUGGCGGUUAUGGAAUCGGUACUCUACGUUUUACCACCGAAUAUUCAAAUCGCAAAGCAACAGCGUAGAAAUGCAC
Westerdykella ornata is the source of this 1527-nucleotide messenger RNA. RefSeq names its product OTU-domain-containing protein. The transcript has a single exon. The record is from RefSeq and is a predicted model, not a curated record. Lineage: Eukaryota; Fungi; Ascomycota; Dothideomycetes; Pleosporales; Sporormiaceae. Gene Ontology annotation, cellular component: nucleus; cytosol. Bases 256 to 1278 code for a protein of 340 amino acids. Gene Ontology annotation, biological process: protein deubiquitination; endoplasmic reticulum unfolded protein response. Gene Ontology annotation, molecular function: cysteine-type deubiquitinase activity.